Molecule: messenger RNA, 1345 nt
Organism: Syzygium oleosum
Lineage: Eukaryota; Viridiplantae; Streptophyta; Magnoliopsida; Myrtales; Myrtaceae
Product: probable cinnamyl alcohol dehydrogenase 1
Exons: 6
Coding region: 77-1156 (359 amino acids)
Molecular function (GO): zinc ion binding; oxidoreductase activity, acting on the CH-OH group of donors, NAD or NADP as acceptor
Source: RefSeq, a predicted model, not a curated record
AAUCCUCGAAUACCUACGAUAUAUACUCAUUAGAAGAGCUCUCGCACAUCACCAUUCAGAAGAAAGGGGGUGAGAAAUGGCAUCAGACGAAGUGACGAUGAUGAUGAGCAAGAACUGCCGUGGAUGGGCUGCAAGAGACGACUCAGGACUGCUCGCUCCUUAUGAAUUCGAACGCAGAUUGGUUGGAGGCAAUGACGUUUCAGUGAAAAUCACUCAUUGCGGUGUUUGCUACGCUGAUGUAGCUUACACUCGCAACAAGAGAAAGAAUACCGUGUAUCCUGUGGUUCCGGGGCAUGAGAUCGUGGGGAUUGUACAAGAAGUGGGUGAUAAGGUUAGUGAGUUCAAGAUCGGAGACCAUGUGGGUGUUGGACCCUUCGUGGACUCAUGCAGAGAUUGUGAGUACUGUGAUGUUCGCCAUGAAGAGCAUUGUUCCAAAGCAACUCUAACAAUCAAUGGCACUUGUAAGGAUGGUACCAUCAGCAAGGGGGGAUAUUCUAGUUUCAUAGUUGUCCAUGAGAGGUAUUGCUACAAGAUACCUGACGAGUAUCCUCUAGCGCUAGCAGCACCUUUGCUAUGUGCGGGAAUAACAGUAUACAAUCCGAUGAUCCACCACAAGAUGAAUCAGCCUGGUAAAUCGCUAGGAGUGGUUGGACUUGGUGGGCUCGGUCAUAUGGCUGUGAAGUUUGGUAAAGCUUUUGGACUAAAUGUCACUGUAUUCAGCACAAGCAUUUCCAAGAAAGAUGAUGCCUUGAAUAUGCUAAAAGCAGACAAGUUCGUGCUUUCGUCGGACAAAGAACAAAUGGCUGCACUGUCUCAUUCUCUGGACUUCAUAGUUGACGCAGCAUCAGGAGGUCACUCAUUUGAUCUAUACAUGUCAUUACUUAAACCAGAAGGAGUCUUAGCUUUGGUGGGCUUUCCAAGUGAGAAAAUAGAACUCAGCCCACUCAGCCUUCUCAUGGGUACAAGAAGUAUCUCUGGAAGUGCAGUGGGCGGCACGAAACGAACAGAGGAGAUGAUCGAGUUUUGCACUAAACAUGAGAUAUAUCCGGAGAUUGAAGUGAUUCCUAUCCAAUAUGCAAACGAAGCACUUGAUAGACUCCAGAAGAGCGACGUGAAGUACCGCUUUGUCAUAGACAUCGAGAACUCCUUGGAGUGACUUGGCCUGUCAAGUGACUCUCUGAAGAAAUCGUAAUGCAUUUAUCUGUUUGAGACUGAAUUCUCUUGCUGUUUUCAGUGGCAAAAAAACGUGUGAGGCAAUAAAAGCAGGGACUACUCUUUCCUGAAAUCAAAUGUAUUCAUCUUGUUUUCAAUAAAAAGACCUAAAUGAUUGUGAUUUCUACUUUAA